CGCGAUCGGAGUAGGAACAGCGCGAUAAGGAAAUUAAAUAUACUAAAUCCGUUCAAAAUCGUACCCCAUCGAACCGACAAAGAACCAAUAAAAAGAAGGCAAAGCAAAAAUAAAACCAUUAUUGGCCCUAAAAGUGCGGAAUUGUGCAAAGUUAUCAAAAUUUGCUGCUGAGAAGCCAUUCGAGAAGCCAUGACGAUCAAGAGCGCCCAGCUUAUGGGGCUCCUGGCCCUUCUAAUGGGCGUGGUCAGCGCCUUCGAUCACACCCUGCGGCAGGACUUUCCGGGUCCCUACUGCGCCCUGCGCAACACCUGCUGCAAGGAGAGGCACGACGGCUGCUCGAUGCCCAUCUCCACCACCCUUUGCUACUGUGAUGAGUUCUGCGAUCGCAGUGAUUCCAGUGACUGCUGUCCCGACUACCGUUCCUUCUGCUUCGGAGAGUCCGAUCCCAUCCUCUCCUGCGAGCACAACGGCGUCUACUUCUCCAAGUUCAACAGCACUUGGGACAACUGCAACGAAUGCCGCUGCCUGGAUGGCGGUCGUGUGGAGUGCGACAGGGACCUCUGCUUGACCGACGACGAGCUCAUCAAUGGAGUGAACUCCAUCCACCGCCUUGGCUGGUCCGCCCGCAAAUAUGACGAGUGGUGGGGACGCAAAUACGCCGAGGGACUGCGCCUCCGACUGGGCACCAAGGAGCCCACGUUCCGCGUGAAGGCGAUGUCUCGACUGAGCAAUCCCACCGACGGCCUGCCCCCCGCCUUCAACUCCGUGGAUAAGUGGUCCAGCUACAUCUCAGAGGUGCCCGAUCAGGGCUGGUGCGGCUCCUCCUGGGUGCUGUCCACCACCUCGGUGGCCAGCGACCGCUUUGCCAUCCAGAGCAAGGGCAAGGAGGCGGUUAAGCUCUCCCAGAACAUUCUCUCCUGCGCACGUCGCCAGCAGGGCUGCGAGGGUGGACACCUGGACGCCGCCUGGCGCUACCUGCACAAGAAGGGCGUGGUCGAUGAGGAUUGUUUCCCGUACACCCAGCACCGUGACACCUGCAAAAUCCGCCACAAUAGCCGCACGCUGAGUGCCAAUGGCUGCAGGCCUGCUCCCAAUGUGGACCGCGACAGCUUGUACACGGUGGGACCAGCCUACAGUCUUAAUCGCGAAGGCGACAUCAUGGCCGAGAUCUACCACUCCGGCCCCGUCCAGGCCACCAUGCAUGUGUACCGUGACUUCUUUGCGUACUCGGGCGGCAUCUAUCGUCGGACGGCUGCCAACCGUGAGUCUCCCAAGGGCUUCCACUCGGUCAAGCUGGUCGGCUGGGGAGAGGAGCACAACGGUGACAAGUACUGGAUUGCAGCCAACUCUUGGGGUCCGUGGUGGGGCGAGCGCGGAUAUUUCCGCAUCCUGCGGGGCAGUAACGAGUGCGGCAUCGAGGAGUACGUCCUGGCCUCGUGGCCCUACGUCUACAACUACUACAACGCGAAGGCGCCGAAAUAGGGCGCAGGAUAGGCCCCAUUAGCCGCCUCGCACAGAAAACAAUCUCGAGCUAUGUAUGCAGUAACGAAAACAGAUUUAUCUCAUGCUUCAAAAUUUUCCAUUUGCUAUAUGGCACUCAAAGUGAAUUAGGCGCUUCUAUCUGUAACGUUUAUGCUUAGAACCUAGUGACUAAAAUGAUUAGCUUUAAGUUGCGCGAACGCACAGUUAACUGCCCGCAGUACCAGACCACCACCUCCUUCCUCUCUGUCUCCCCCACUAACUGGACUCGAAGCAACACGAAACUGCCACAUAACCACCACCAUCCCCGGAUACUGCCACAUCAGCCAGAGUACGAACACCCGGCACCCUUGCAGCGCAUGUGAUCAUUGACGGAAUGAAGAGUAUUGGAUCGGCGAGAGUCUGUAGUGCGCACACUCUGCGUGCAUUGUAAAUGGAAGCUAAGUUAACUGAUUGAUAGACCGAUGGAACUUGUUCGGCUUAUAUAUUUUUAAUAAACGAAUUACUUUACAUGUUA
This is a messenger RNA of Drosophila serrata, 1996 nucleotides long. It is a transcript of the gene Swim, whose product is annotated as Secreted Wg-interacting molecule. Gene Ontology annotation, molecular function: cysteine-type peptidase activity. The record is from RefSeq and is a predicted model, not a curated record. Gene Ontology annotation, biological process: proteolysis. NCBI's taxonomy places the organism in Eukaryota, Metazoa, Arthropoda, Insecta, Diptera, Drosophilidae.